GCGGUGAAGGCCCCGUGACGCAGCUUGACUCGGGUCCAGCAGGUUGGGACCAGCCCGGGACUGCAGCCUCCCCCCAGUCUCGGCCUCUCCCCCGGUCUGAUAGUUCCCGUGUUCCUCCUGCGUUCAUCGACUAAAACAAGCCAACAGAACCGGACUGAACCCGGGACCCGCUCGGCUUCCCACCAAACCGGAAGUAGGGUUUAUUUAGUAAACAAACGGCUCGCUUCGCGGUUAUGGGGCGAAGACUGGCGUUUUAAAUCCGUUUGAAGCGACUCUGUGGGCGGACACACAGGACCCGGGACGCUAGCUAACUCCCUGGCAUCUUCUCCUGGUCUCAUCGGUUAGUCCGCCGCAGCCAUGGCAGCAGGACGGACGGGUCUGGGUCUGCUGGUCCUGGUCGGGUUGAGCUUCCACCGCGGCGGCUCCUUCAACCUGGACGUGGACAAACCGCUGGUGUACUCCGGAGAGGAGGGCAGCUACUUCGGCUUCUCGGUGGACUUCUUCAAGCCGAACGACCAAAAGUCCGAUGUUCUGAUCGGAGCUCCCCGGGCCAACACCUCCGGCAGCAUUGUGGAGAGGGGAGCGGUGUACAGCUGCCCCUGGAAGAGCUCCUCAGCCUGCCAGCAGCUGCUGUUUGACAGCUCAGCAAACAGCUCCUUCCAGCAGUGA
Molecule: messenger RNA, 669 nt
Organism: Micropterus dolomieu (smallmouth bass)
Lineage: Eukaryota; Metazoa; Chordata; Actinopteri; Centrarchiformes; Centrarchidae
Product: integrin alpha-V-like
Exons: 3
Coding region: 358-669 (103 amino acids)
Biological process (GO): cell adhesion mediated by integrin; integrin-mediated signaling pathway; cell-cell adhesion
Cellular component (GO): integrin complex; external side of plasma membrane
Molecular function (GO): integrin binding
Source: RefSeq, a predicted model, not a curated record